UUGUUCUCCGCACACGGUCUCUGUGGCACGGCCGCAGACACAGACGGGCUGUUCGUGAGUGUGAUUUGCCGACGGCGAUGCUAACUCUAACACUAACUGUAAUACCAACGGCAGCAGUAGCGGUAAUGACAGCGGUAAUGGCGCCUAUCCCUGCCCCCAUAGUAAAUGUGUUCGAGUGCUUAUCUGGGAAAUCGCGUGACUUUUCGCCGGCGUACUUUAGCACACAUACUACAUCCAUCAGGAGCGGAGUUCCAGCUAACAAGAAGGACAAUUUCCAUGUGCUUUCGCCAAUGCAGACGGAUCGUGCUUGCAACUGGCUCCCCAAGUUCGAGGGCAGGUAGCCGAGUCAACAAGCAAACACCGGUACUCCGCUGGGAGCACACAUCCGCAUCCUAUCCACAGCUGCGGCCAGAGGCAGUACGGAACACAACACGGACAGGACUGGCCACAGCCGAAUCAAUUGGAUUUCAAAGGGAGAGGUGGAUCCGCAGAUUGGCGAGCACCAUUGAUGUAGCAGCCAUGGGCGCCAAUACAUCGAGCAGAGCCGACGCGAGUCUGCUCGCCGACGAUGACGUAAAUUUUGACCAUUUCCAAAUACUUCGUGCUAUCGGCAAGGGAAGCUUUGGCAAGGUGUGCAUUGUGCAGAAGCGAGACAGCGGCAUUCUGUAUGCCAUGAAAUAUGUGAGUCGCUCCGCCUGCGAGAUGCGUGGAGCGCUGGGCGGUGUCAUCAAGGAGGUUGAGCUGCUGUCCUCAUUGGAGCAUCCGUUUCUAGUCAAUUUAUGGUUCUCAUUUCAGGACGAGGAGGACUUAUUCAUGGUAUGCGACCUGUUGACUGGUGGUGAUUUGAGAUAUCACUUACAGAACCGAGUUGAAUUUUCCGAGCAGAGUGUGGCCUUAUUAGUGUGCGAGCUUGGCAGUGCGCUGGAGUACCUGCAGACACAGCGGGUGGUCCACAGGGACAUCAAGCCAGACAAUAUUCUAUUGGAUGAUGGCGGACACGCUCAUUUGACUGAUUUUAAUAUUGCGACGAGGCUGCAGAAGGAUGCGAUGGCCUGCAGCAUGUCGGGGACGAAGCCGUAUAUGGCGCCAGAGGUUUUUCUAUGCGCCCUGGACGAAGUGGCUGGCUAUAGCUACCCAGUGGACUGGUGGUCCCUGGGCGUUGUGGCCUACGAAAUGCGUAGCAACGUCCGCCCCUUUGUGGUGCACUCGAACACGCCCUUGGCGGAGAUCAAGAACAUCCUGAACACCCCUGUGCACUAUCCCCGCUAUUGGAGCAGCAACUUCAUCGAUCUGCUGCAAAAGUUACUCUCCACGUAUCCCGGGGGCAGGAUCAGCACUCAGCAUGAGCUGCACCAGACGCCGUUGCUGCGGAACAUUGACUUUCAGCAGGUGCUCGACAAGAAAAUAAAGCCCAUCUUCAAGCCACCCGAAGACCACCUGAACUGCGACCCGUGCUUGGAGCUGGAGGAGAUGAUUGUGGAGACGCGGCCGCUGCACAAAAAAAAGAAGCGUCUGGCCAAACAGCGGUCAGCCCAACGCGACAGCGACCCAGAGACCGUGCUCGUCAAAGAGUUCAUCGUCUACAAUCGCUACAAAGAGCUUAAGCGAAAGGCCAUGGAACAGAAGGAGAACGACUGGCAGCGUGAGCUCGAAUUGGCCAUGGCCAACUCGAUAGUCAACAGCUUGGCCCCCAUUCAAGAGAGGCCCGCCUCGUCCACUUCCACGUCUAUUAGCCAUGCAACAAACCCCGCGAUCACCACUCCCACGCCUACGCCAGCAGCCACCAAUUCACCGUCUGGCAACGCAAGGUGCACCGCCUGCAAAGAGAGUGAUAGCAUCGAAUUCAUAGAUCGCACGCCGUCCCCGCAGGGCACGGGCGGAGGAGCCACAACUGCCACCCCGACACGGCUCUGCAGCACGUUGGACAAGGCAACGGGCACGGCACAAAAGUAGUAUCGUACGAUCAGUGCGAAUACCACCCGAACCCUCCGCACGGAACUAAUGGCACAUUCAUGAGUGCAUCAUCGUAUGGCAACGCAACAGGUUUCACUGCGAGCACAAGCACAAGCCCCAAGGCACAUCCAAAGAGAUCCAGAACCUACGAGUAUUUUUCGAAUUCCGCUGAAUUUCACCUUUGUACGAGUACGUGUACGCGUAGUUAUACAUAAAUAUAAAUAAAAUAAAACAUAUAAUUUGUAUUUCUAUUGCCUAAGUCUUAAGUGUAAGUCCCUUUGUACAUAUGCGUGUAUCUAUGAUUAGCUGUUAGCUGAAAUCAAAAUAAAUGUAAA
Drosophila persimilis is the source of this 2288-nucleotide messenger RNA. RefSeq names its product serine/threonine-protein kinase 32A. Gene Ontology annotation, biological process: G protein-coupled receptor signaling pathway; protein phosphorylation; regulation of signal transduction. Lineage: Eukaryota; Metazoa; Arthropoda; Insecta; Diptera; Drosophilidae. The record is from RefSeq and is a predicted model, not a curated record. The transcript has 9 exons. Gene Ontology annotation, molecular function: ATP binding; G protein-coupled receptor binding; G protein-coupled receptor kinase activity. The coding region runs from base 166 to 1953 and encodes 595 amino acids.